AUGCAAGGGGAAGAUAUAGAUCGAGUAGCCUUUCUAAGACUGAAAACCAAGUCUAUUUUCAACAGAUUGGAGCGCUUAAUCAAAGAGUUGGACUCAGACAAGCUGCACAGUAUGGACGAGUACAGUAUUUCGGCAACGCUAGAAUCUCUGGUCGAAUUGAAAUCCAACUUUUCUGUCGCGCAUACAAGCUUAGAGAAAUUAGAUUUUGACUCCAUAGCCAGCGAUUUGCCAAGCCACUUCGAUACUGCUCUAAUCAACCUUAGGGCUAGCUUGCAACGCGAGAUAGGUAAACGUAGUACCUCUCAACAUUGCUCCACGUUCAGGAUGAACUCCAGUGAAGCCCAAUCAAUCAUCGUGAACGCCAAUAGUUCACGUCUACCAUUACUAACGCUGCCUAAAUUUUGUGGGGCCUACACUGAGUGGACAAAUUUCUAUUCGAUGUUCACGUCAAUUAUCGACAAGGACAGCGACCUCACAAACAUCGACAAACUACAACAUUUGUGUUCCUGUUUGAGUGGCGCUGCCCUCGACACCGUGCGCUCACUGGAAAUAAGCAAUGAUAAUUAUAAAACUGCUUUAGAACUUUUGUAG
Molecule: messenger RNA, 591 nt
Organism: Anastrepha ludens (Mexican fruit fly)
Lineage: Eukaryota; Metazoa; Arthropoda; Insecta; Diptera; Tephritidae
Exons: 1
Coding region: 1-591 (196 amino acids)
Source: RefSeq, a predicted model, not a curated record